Messenger RNA from Pseudovirgaria hyperparasitica, 5762 nucleotides. RefSeq lists its product as uncharacterized. The coding region runs from base 368 to 5512 and encodes 1714 amino acids. Gene Ontology annotation, biological process: histone catabolic process. Gene Ontology annotation, cellular component: Lid2 complex. The record is from RefSeq and is a predicted model, not a curated record. Gene Ontology annotation, molecular function: ubiquitin-protein transferase activity; chromatin binding. The transcript is spliced from 3 exons. Lineage: Eukaryota; Fungi; Ascomycota; Dothideomycetes; Acrospermales; Acrospermaceae.
UUGAUCCUUACCCAGGGUACACGUUCAACGGCUAGCCGCAUCGGCCGUUCCAGCGGUGCUUGCCAUAUCAACGGCUUUUCUUGAUAUAUCCUCUCUCUCACUCUCUCUCUCUCUCCAACAACACUCCAUCCUCAGCCACCACCACCACCACCACCACUUAUCCUGUAAUUCUUCGACCACACCCAGCCCCGGCGCGUCUAUCUCGACCACACGUCCGUUGGCUUUUACUGGUCUUCUCUAUCCCUGUGACGCCUACAGAGCAUACCAGGUACCAACUACUGUGGCCUUCAUGCUGGAUGCUCAGCAUGCUGGACGCGACUCUUCGUCCUUUCACGCCGUAAAUCAUCAUCAUCAUCAGCAUCAAACCAUGGCGUCCCCAGCUACUCGCGAGGACGCAAUGCAACACGACACUGUGCAGCCUGCAGAUGAGAGUGCUACGGGCACGAGCGGUGUGUCAUCCGCCAGUCUGCCAAAUCAUCCUUCUACUUCCUCAAACCCUACCGCUACCACCUCUGUCGCCCAACCCUCGACAGACUCUCCCCAUCCUGCUGCCAUCAACAACAACCCUCCCACCGCCGAAUCCACCUCGACGCCAGACCAACCUGCACAGUCACAGCCCAUGACCACGUCCAACUCGACGUCUUCAAAUGCCUCUGCCAAGCAAUCAAAGGACUCCAACAUGGCUGCUACUUCUACUACUACUACCACUACCAACACCACCAACACCACCGCCGCCGCCGCCGCUGCGCCUUAUGGGACGCGUUCUCGAGGCACUCGCAAUGUAGCACGCCCCAACUACGCCGAGGACGCCGACCUCAUGGACUUUGAGCUGACCCAACCGGCCAAGAAUGGCACUGCGCCCUCUGAAUCAGGCGUGAAAAGCUCUGCAAAUUCGGAGACUCAGGACUCGCCGACGGUGGCAUCGCGCAAGGCAAACGCGAAUGGGACUGCAAAUGGCGCUUUCACCUCUGUCAAUGACGCGAAAAAGGACGCGCCUGUUGCUGGCACUUUGACUUUUUCGACGACUGCUACCACAACCACCACCAACUCCUCCACUCCUGCGCCUGCGCCUGCGCCGGCACCGUCAAAGAGACGAAAGGCCCAGGCAAACCAUGCUGCAUCAAACGGUUCACUUGCGACGAGCACGGCAGGCACGCAAUCAAGCUCGCGAAGAACCUCACAUCAGAUUGCAGCAGUUGCACAGCCAUCACGCCAAAGCAACAUGUACACGUUCGAAAAGUCAAAGGCCAUGUUGAAGAAUGGCAAGCUGGAGGCAGACGAUGGCACAGUAUUCAACGUAAAUGAUCACGUCUAUCUAAUUUGCGAACCGCCGGGAGAGCCAUACUAUCUCUGUCGACUGAUGGAGUUUGUGCGCGAUGAGAGCAAUGAUCCAAACUCGCCGAUUGUGUCAAUCCGAGUGAAUUGGUUCUAUCGCCCUCGAGACGUGCAGCGUUUCAAUAACGAUACGCGACUUGUCUAUGGCACGAUGCAUUCCGACAUCUGUCCGCUGACUUCGCUCCGAGGCAAGUGUCAGAUCAAGCACCGUGCCGAGAUUGGCGACGUGGACGAGUAUCGCAAGAUUCCAGAUUCCUUCUGGUUCAAUCAGGCCUUUGACCGCUUCAUCCAUCGCUGGUACGAGGUCAUCCCGACGAAGCAGGUGAUCAACGUGCCAGAGAAGGUCAAGAAGGCCCUGGACGAACGAUGGAAAUACGUCGUCGUGGAGACGAGUCGCGUCAAAGAACUGACGAGCGAAGUCAAGACGUGCAAACGGUGCACCGGGUAUUGCCCAAAUCCCGAAUCCGUGGAAUGUGCGGUCUGUCACAAUACCUACCACAUGAAUUGUGUCCGGCCGCCGUUGUUGAAGAAACCGUCGCGGGGAUUUGCGUGGGCAUGUGGACCUUGCAGCAGGGCGCAAGAGCGGAAACUAGAGGCGCGACGGACACCCAUCAUCGGCGAGGCCAGCCACGAGGCGGAGGAAGACGAGCAGAUGGAGGAGGAGGAGGAGGAUGGUGUUGGGCUGGCCAAAACAGCCGAUUCCACCACUGCUGCCCCCAGCCCGACUGGAUACGAAGCCCCAGCGGAUUUGCAUCCUGCCACCCAGGCCGAAAUCGCCCUUGCGCAGAUGUGGCCAAUGAGAUACCUGGGCAUUCAUGCUCGCGUAGAAGACGCUCUCCAGUACGACGAUCGAGCAAUCUACCCACGCGCAAGCUCUCGACUGGGCCCGCGUCAUCAGGCCAACGUCAACGUCUGGCAUGGUCACCCGGUCGAGUUUGUCAAGCCUGCCGAGAUCAAGAGACGCUACGUCAAGGCGGGCGGCCAGAAGAAAGACACGAAGUUGUCCAAAGAGACCGUCGCCGCGCUAGAGGCUGAUCGCCAAGAAAAGGCCAAGCGCCCCAAAUGGGUCCAGGACGAACCGCAGGGUUACGUGAGGCGAGGCGAGGACCUACCAAACAAAGACUCGAAGAACUCGGCGAAACUCAUGUUUAGGAUGCCUCCUCCACAGCCGGUGCAUUCAGAGCGUGGCAACGAUGAUGUGCCUGCUGCUGCUGCUGCGGCUGCUGCCACGGAGGCUGACCUCGACGCCUACAUGCACCGCGUCAAGACCCAGGUCGCGCCCAUCAUCGGCGUCGAGAAGUGGAACACAAACUUCCUCGACAAGGCCCUGGAACUGUACACGACCAACAACUACAAUGCCGAUGCCGCCAUCCGGCAGCUCAAGAAGGUCGACCGCAAGAAGGACUUGAAGGAACCAGAGCUGACCAAAGAGGAGAUUAAGAAGUUUGGAGAGGGUGUUGCCAAGUACGGUUCGGAGCUUCGGAAUGUUCGACUACACGUAAAGACCAUCACGCCCGGUGAGGCCGUCCGCUACUACUACUUGUGGAAGAAGCGAGAGGGCAAGGAGAUCUGGAAGAACUAUGGUGGUCGCAAAGGCCGCACGAAGAAGCCGGAUAGCGAAGCCACCGCGAAACUGCUCGACGACGUCGCUCACGACCAGGACGACUCUGCAUUCGACUGCGAGAAGGCCGAGAGGCGGAAACGCGGCUUUCAGUGCAAGUUUUGCAACAUCAGACACUCCCGACAGUGGCGAAGGGCGCCAAACGCAGCGCCCGGCCAGACUGUGCUUGCCGAUGGUCGAAGCAAAGAAAAGGGCCAAAGCCUCGUCGUUGCACUGUGCCAGAGAUGCGCAAACCUGUGGCGUCGCUAUGCCAUCAAAUGGGAGAACAUUGACGAAAUCGCAAAGAAGAUUGCCAUGGGCGGUCUAAAGGCUACCAAGCGGCGCAUCGAUGAAGAGCUUAUCAACGAGUUCAACUUUGCAAAGAACAAUCCUCACGCCAUGGACAUUGACCCGCCUGUCGAGCACGAGACGGUAGCGGAGCCCCCCAAGAAAAGGCUAAAGGUCGCGGCACUGGACAAGGACAGAGACGGCCACUCAUCUGCGUCUGAGUCCAAUGUAAAGAAGAAGCAGCAGCAACAACAACAACCGCGACAACAAUUCAUCCAACAACCCCCUCCUCCGCCCCCGCCGCCGCCAAAGCAACCUACACCACCCCCCGUCCCAGCGCAGCCAAAGAUGGCCACCCUACCAUGUUGCGUCUGCUACCAGUACGACCUCGAAAACGACCGACUGAUGACCUGCAACGAGUGUCGACUCACGGUCCACCGCAAGUGCUUUGGAGUCGACAGUCGUCGCACGAACAAAUGGACAUGCGACAUGUGCCGGAACGACCGCAAGACCCAUGUCUCGUACGCGUACGAAUGUGUGCUCUGCCCGGUCACACUGAACAACAUAGACCUAGUCGAACCGCCCAAGGUGUCCCACAAGAAGAAGACGGACCGCGAUCGUGAACGGGAACGGAUGGAGAAGGAACUGGCAGCAAACCUAGCGGCCAGCUAUCGCCAGCAACAGCGCGACAAGGGCCGGCCUGAACUUCCACGGGAGCCACUGAAGCGAACAUCUGAUGGAAACUGGGUGCACGUAUACUGCGCUGCCUGGGUGCCAGAGACUAGGUUCAACGACCCAAAGAGCUUGGACAUAAUCGAAGGCAUUGGAUCUGUUGCGCUGCGGUACGAGCAGACUUGCAAGGUGUGCAAGACGGACAAGGGAGCAUGUGUGUCCUGCCAUCAGCCCGGGUGCAACGCAUUGUUCCACGUCGGCUGUGCUCAUCAAGCUGGGUACAUAUUUGGAUUCGAUGUUGCACCCGUCAAGGGCUCUCGACGCGAUGUCAAUCCGGUGUUCACGCUGGGUGCGGACAAGGCCGAGACCGGAGCACUCAAUCCUGCUAUAUGGUGCAGGGAACAUGCUGCUCCCAAAACGAUCGUCCAUCCCAUCACGGAAAUCGUGAACGAUACUCCAAACCUCACUGCCCUGCAGGUCUACGUGCGCAACUACAAGGAGGCCGACUCGUCGACAACAGGCCCGGCUCGCAAAGCGGCCCUGAUGGACCAGUCAGUGCUAUCCAACUCUCUUAGCGCUGCCAACCGUCGUACGUCCGCAGUGCAGGGCGGCAAUGCCACGGCUGGACGUGGCUCUCGCAGAAUGUCUUCUGGCGAUGCACUCAAGACAGAGGACGAUGAGCAUGCGCCUACCAUGGACCGUCACUGCACAAAAUGCAAAGUCGAGGUCUCGCCAAAGUGGUGGGUCGCCAACGAAAGGACGUUGCAAAAGGAGCCUGAGCGUCCGGCUACCGCGAACGGCAUCUCACCCUACGAUAUAUCGACCAGAGAGUACUCCGCCACGGUCGGUAAACCAACAGUCUGGCUGUGCAACAAGUGUCACUGGAAGAAACGGAAUGCAGUCGAGGAGACUGAAGAGCGUCCACCGUCCAGGCCUGAAGCUAUACGCCCGGAAGUGCCUGUCACCAUGCCUCUGCGAUCACCCACGACCAUCCCCUACCCAGCUCCAACUCCCUGGAACCAACCUGGAGGUCCCAUCGCGCAGCCCGCGCCUCCACUGUCCAGCUGGGCUGGCAAUCACCCAUCUUCAGCCCCGACACUGAGCAACGGCGUCACCUCCCACUCGCCUCGCGCUCACACACACCCAGCAACAUACCACGCACCCCCACCGCUACACCAUUCACACCAAACAAACGGCUACCACCCCCCAAACAUGCACCCAGUCGGCAUCCCGCCUCCAUACGGCACCGCCCAUCCAUCCCACGCCCCUCUCGCCCCAAUGCACGCUCCCAACGGCCACCACUCCCCCCGCCACCUCCAGCUGCACUCCCCAACUCACCCGCCUCCCCACCAGGGCUUUCCCCCUCCUCCGCCUCCUCCGCCACCAUCUCGCCACACCAGCAGUCCCUACGCACCUGGUCCCUCCGGCCCGCCCCAACAUCUCCCCGCUGCCUUUGGCUCCCAUCAUCAGAGCCCCCCGCUCUCCGCAGCGCAUCCUCAUCACCAUAGGCCCACCACGCCGCGUACGCGUGAGAAUACCCUCCCGCCGCUGCCUGCUGAGCGGCCGAUGCCGAGCGGUGCGAGUGCGAGUCCUAGUCUGCGCAAUCUCCUGCACUAGGGGGGGAUUGAGGGUUGGAGCGAGGGAGAUGAUGGAUGGAUCGAGGAAGGGAUAGAGAGAGAAUAAGGGAGGAGAAUUUUGGGGGCAUAUUUGUAUUUGUACUUUUUAGACAAGAAAACGGAGAUGAUGCAGAUGAGGCCGAUGAAGAGGUCGAUGGAGAUGAGGCAGUAGAAGCUAGGAAGGAUGGGAAGGAGGGUAAGGAGGGGAAAAUGUAAAAAUGUAAAGAAAUUAAAAGACAAUUAAGAAAGGA